GACCAAUUGCGGAUCUGAUGCCAGCUUGAAUAAUUGAUCAACAAACACGUACUUUCCGUCUCUGUUACACGCUUGUCGGAAGAUAAAUUUACGACAUGCGACAGUUAGUCAAUUAAUCGAACACAUUCGCACGAACACACGCACGCGUUACAUACGAUCGACCCUUCUUUGUAUUGACCCACCCACACUCGCUCCCCCGGGACGAGCGUUCGUCUUCAGAGUGCUCUCAACUUUCGCGGUCGAUCGUUGUCGGGAGGAGGGACAAAGAGACCGAUUCGAGAGAUAGAUCCCGAUAUCGUCCCGCGGUCGACGUGCCGGAUCGUCAGGAAUCGCCGAGUCCGUUCCCGCGACUCGUUUGCGGGAGACGAGGGACGAGGGAGAGCUUCGAGAUAAAAGCGCCCGGAAGUGCGAUUCGGCGGGGACGGGGACCUGCCAGUGUCCGAUCCGGUCUGCGUCGUUCGUCCGGGCGUCGAGAAGGCAGCAUCGGCAUUAACAACAUCGCAUGAUAACAACUCGGGACAAGUGAAUGUCUCAUCAACGACCGAACGAUGACUUCGGACUAUUUUGGCUUGCCCAUUAACAUGGACAGGGUGUGCAGAAUCUGUCUGACCGAGAGCGCCAAUCUGUCGCCCAUCUUUUCUCAGGAAGUGAACGACCUGGCGGAUCUUUCGCACAAGAUACAAGUAUGCGGCUCCAUCGAGAUAAACGAACAGGACGGAUUGCCUACUCUGAUAUGCAGCAGUUGCGUCUACAAGGCUAAUGUCGCGCACGAUUUCAGACAGCAGUGCCAACACUCGGACGCGAGACUGCGCAUGUAUUAUAACAAGCCCGCAAAAUAUAACAUCACGGAUUCUUGUACACAAACAGACUCACAAACCAAAUUUGUGCUGUUCGCGAAACAGGAACAGCAGCACUCUCGGCACGAUUAUUUUGUCAACAAGGAAGAUUUGUCAAUAGUCAAUACCUGUGCGAAUCCGCAAGAGUACAUUGAGCCUACCGAUACGUUUUCCAGAGACAACGUCAGUUUGAACACCAAUCAGAUUCCCAAUUUGCCGGACAAACUGUUCAUGUGUUCCAUCGGGUUCGAGGGAAACAAGGAGGAAGAGGGAAAAGAUUCUUGCAUGCCGGAAGGUAACGUCCAAAUGGAGAUAAUGCAAGAAGAUGUGCAAGACACGUCCAACAUAAUUUACAAAGCGACGAGUCUACAAACCAAGAGCGACGAAGCCAUGGAAGUGAGUCAGUGUAUGGAGAAGAGUACCACGGAAGAGCAAUUUGUCAAUUUGCCGAGUGAUAACGCGAUAGAGGAGGAAAACGUUCCGCAGGAGGACGUUCCGCAAAAACGAACGUCCACGAGGAAAGCGAAACUGUCCAAAACGUACAGCGAUGAGGAUAACAUAGACGACGAUUAUUUCGAGCCGAGUAGCGACAGUCGGGAUUCGGUGGAUUCGAAGUUCAAGUGCAAGGUUUGCUUGAAGCAAUACGCUACACUGAAGGGUCUGAAGAAGCACGCGUUGGUCCACGAAAAGAAGUACAAAUGUAAUGUUUGCUGUAAGAUGUUCUACAAGCAGGAGAACAUGGAGAAGCAUCAGAAGAUACACGCGUCGAAGCCGCACGCGUGUCAGCUCUGUCACGCGUCUUUCUCCAAGCCUCAGACUCUCGUGAGGCAUCUGAAGUCCCACACGGACAAGGUGAACGACAUGAUCAAGCAGAUCAACACGAACGAGCGGAGGGAUAGCAAGGAGCCGAAAAAAGAGCCCAAGCUCGAAGACGACAGCGAAGAUGACGUGAGACCUGCGAACGAAACGGAGGAGUUCGAAGCCGCGCCCGAGAUGUUCAAGUGCGAUACUUGCAAUCAAUACUGUUCUUCGUCGAAGAACUUGAAGAGACACGCUCUCUUGCACGGCGAGAAGAGGUACUCUUGCACCGUGUGUAACAAGUGGUUUUACAGACCGGACACGUUGAAGAAACACGCGGAGAAGCACGGGCACGGAUUGCUCGACAAUCUGGCGGACAACAACAAGAUGUACGACGACUCGGACGACGAGAUGCCGAGCAACAACACGGCGGAACCCGCGCCGGAGAACGAGAACAUCAAGAAGGAAGAGAGCGACGAGGACGGGACCGGUGAGUACAAGUGCCAGCACUGCGACAAGGUCAUGGCCACGAAGAAGGGUCUGCGACGACACGUGUCGUUGCACAAACCGAAGGCCGAGCCGGUGACCUGCGAGAUCUGCAGAAAGGUCUGCGCGAGCCAGGCGCGUCUCGUGCUCCAUCAGAGAACGCACAAGCCGAAGGAGAAGGUGCCGCGCGAGUAUCUGUGCCACAUCUGCAGCAAGGUGUAUCCGAGCAACUCGUCGCUCACGUAUCACAUGCGCACGCACACCGGCGUCAAGCCGCACGUGUGCACAACGUGCAACAGCGGAUUCACGACCACGACGAGUCUGGCGAAUCACAUAAGAAUUCACACGGGCGACAAACCGUUCGUCUGCCACGUGUGCAGCGCCGCGUUCGCCGUGAGCUCGGCGUUCCGCAGACACCUGACUCGACACACCGGCGAGGCGAAUUACGUGUGUCCCACCUGCAACAAGGCCUUCAAGCGACUCAGCACGCUGAAGGAGCACACGUACACGCAUUCCGGCGAGAAGCCGUACGUGUGCAAGACGUGCAGCGCCGCUUACAGCCACAGCGGCAGCCUGUUCGCUCAUCAGAAACGCUGUCGCGCCCAGUACGGCGAGAUGAUCGUCGAGGAUCAAAAUCAUCAUCACAUACAGCAUCCGGUCAGUCACAUUCACAUGAAUAUGAAUCCCGUGAACAACCCUGCCCGGCCGCUCACCGUGUUAAGUCCGACGUACUAACUGAUCCGCGGAUCGGAGUGUGAAAACGUCACGAACUCGCGGUGUUAACGUCUGAAUAUUGCGCGCGAACUGCUGCCACGGUUGCGCGGGCGCGGCAUGCAAUAAUUACGCGGAUGAGAAUUGUUCAAAGGUCGAUGAAUUUCAAGAAUUUGGCAAUACGAGAAGUGCGACUUCAAAUCGACAUACUUUAAGCCUCUUCCUCGUGAGGACUUUUUUUUUUUUUUUUUUUUAUG
Molecule: messenger RNA, 3088 nt
Organism: Pseudomyrmex gracilis
Lineage: Eukaryota; Metazoa; Arthropoda; Insecta; Hymenoptera; Formicidae
Product: zinc finger protein 2-like
Exons: 3
Coding region: 549-2855 (768 amino acids)
Biological process (GO): regulation of transcription by RNA polymerase II
Cellular component (GO): nucleus
Molecular function (GO): DNA-binding transcription factor activity; RNA polymerase II cis-regulatory region sequence-specific DNA binding; zinc ion binding
Source: RefSeq, a predicted model, not a curated record